Lytechinus variegatus (green sea urchin) is the source of this 1609-nucleotide messenger RNA. RefSeq names its product protein D3-like. The transcript is spliced from 3 exons. The coding region runs from base 1 to 570 and encodes 189 amino acids. NCBI's taxonomy places the organism in Eukaryota, Metazoa, Echinodermata, Echinoidea, Temnopleuroida, Toxopneustidae. The record is from RefSeq and is a predicted model, not a curated record.
AUGGCCUCGCCAAAGUGGGCUGAGUCAGGUCUAAUACCGGAUGUGAUUGACGUGGCCCCGCCCCUCAGAGCCGAGGUCGUCUACUCAUCAGGUGUGUCAUGUGACUUUGGGAACGAGCUUACACCAACUCAGGUAAAGGACAUGCCUCAUAUCACCUUCCCAUCUGAAGAGGGCGCCCUGUACACUAUCAUUAUGAUAGACUGGGAUGCACCAGAGGCGGUGAGAGCGAUACACCAUUUUAUGAUGGUAGACGUAUCACACGGGGACUCUAAGACUGGCACUGUUCGUUCUGAGUACAUUGGAUCAGGUGCUCCCGAAGGAACAGGCUUGCAUCGAUAUUGCUUCUUUGUCUUCAAACAACCGCCAGGAUUUAAACCUGACGGGCCAUAUCUUCCAAGAAGUCGAGAGAGAAGGAAAAAGUUCUGCUUGAAGCGGUAUGCUGCUGAGAAUAACCUAGGUGACCCGGUGGCAGGGAACUUCUUCCAAGCUCAGUACGAUGACUAUGUCCCCACGCAGACGGCUGAGUUGAAUGCGGCAACAAAAACUAAGAAUUUAGAUUUUCAUCAAUAGCGAUUUAGGUAAUUCUAUUGGAGCGGCAUUCCAGGUUGGGGGCGAGGUACCACCCCUCUUACCACCCGCGAUGUUUCAAGUAGUAAGAAAAAGAGGACAAAACAAAAAUAUGGGAGAAGAAAAUGAAGAAGGAGAGGUAUUAGAAUAAGAAGUCGAUGGAUGGAAAAAGAGGUGCUCAAAGAGACAUCGUACUCAGUAGCGCCUUUGGCCCUGUACGAUCCCUAAUAAUAAGAUCAAGCUACGAUCCCUGAAGAAAUAGUACGGUGACCGUAAAUAAAGUAAAUGCAAAAAAUCUUAAACACCUACAAUGACUAAAUUUUCAGUGAUAUUCUUGUUGGAUAUUUCUCUUUUUACUCAAAUCAACUUUUUUGUUGGGGGUGGAAUCGUCCUUAAAGCAUGACCUUACUUUUGUAAGGUCAACACCCCAGCAGAUUUAUCAGGGUAUGCAUAAAUAAUGAUAAGCCAAACUGCAGUAGGGCAAGUUCUGUUAAGAUUGAACUAUUAAAGCAAACUAGUUUUUCAUUGCUUUUCAUAGCUUCAAAUUGCGUGAGGAAUAGUGCAUGAUAGAUAUAAGUUUAUCAUAGUUCACAAUUUGAAUUAGAUUUCAAAGACAGUUGUUGACUAUUAUUUUUUUUCUUUAACAUAAAAAUCAUCAAAUAGUAAGCAUGAUUGUGAAGGUCGUGUGUGCUUUGUAAUAUUGUCUUAUUACUUUUACACUUCGCAUAAUUUAUCAAACAUGCAUAUUCUUGAAAUCGCCACAUUGAUCCGUUUUGUCUGGUGUUAGUAUGUACUCCUCAAAUGAGGCAUAUUAAUCAUAUUUAUAUGACGUGUAUGAUGUAGUGACUGUCACCAUUCCAGUUUGAUCAAAUAGCAUGAACAAAUAACAUAAUAUUUGAUCGCCCUUUAGCUUUCAUCACCGCUCAUACACACAUCUUUUGGACUUCGUCAGGUAGCCGAUCUUCAACAAAGUGCUUAUUUGAUUUUUUUUUAUUUUAAUUUCUCGUUGAGCUAUUCUUCCCUUUUUUUCAAAUAAAUUCAU